AUCUCCAGUCACCUGACUCCACUAUGAAAACAGUGACUUUGAAAGAAAGCCCCAAUAAUUUAAAUACCUGUGAAUUCAUUGACCCAUAUUUAACGUUUAUCGGUUUAAGUAAAAAAAUAAGCAAAAUAGGGAAAAAUGGGAAGACUGAAGACAUUCUUUCAUCUCUCAAAUCCAGAAUACACAGCACAGUUUCAACGUCUAUGUGGAGUCUACCUUAAUUAUAAAAGUGAUCAAUCGUCUGUAGGAAGUUCAGGAAAUGAGAACAACGCUUGUAUAGUUCGGAAAAGAACAGGAUUACAGGAUAGUGGAAAAAAUAAGAUCAUAGAAAACCAAAAUCAAAAUGAAUCUCAGGAUACUGUGUUCAGAACGCCUAAAUCAGAAGCGGACAGAAUAUGGAUGCAUUUGUCCAUGUUUCAGAAGUCUCUAUUUUACAUACUGACAUUUGCAUCAUCUUUAGGAAACGAGGCAUUUUAUUUACUAUUCUACCCGUACGUAGCAUGGAAUAUGGAUUCUGUUGUAGUUCGUCGGACAAAUGUAGUUUGGACUUUAUGUAUGUACGCAGGACAAGCCGCUAAAGACUAUCUAAUAUGGCCACGCCCAUCCUCUCCUCCCGUGGUUAGAUUAGAGACUGACUUUCUGCAGGAAUAUGCGAUGCCUUCCACACAUGCAAUGUCAGCGACGGCUAUACCUUUUAUGCUUGCGUAUACAAUAAUACAUAGAUAUGAUAUAUCUCCUGUGUUUGUGAUAUGUGUAGCCAUAUGCUGGUGUUUAUUGGUUUGUCUAAGUCGACUCUACCUUGGGGUCCAUUCAGUACUGGAUCUUUUAUGUGGAGUGAUAUCAUCUUUAAUCAUCAUCUUGUUGACUGUACCUUACAUGAAAGAAUUUGAUAUGUUCCAGCAGUCACAUCCGGUUGCGCCGCUUGUUGUUUUUGGCAUCAGUCUCGCAUUGAGCACUGUCUGUUAUCCCAACGCUAAGGAUGGUUCUCCCUAUACCGCAAAAGCCGAUGCCGUUCAAAUUGUUGCAGUCUCAGCAGGGGUAACUCUAGGGACAUGGAUAAAUUAUCAGUUUGGGUUUACAGUAGACAAAGGCCAAGUGUUCCAAGCUCAGAUUGUGAUUCCUACCAUUACUAUGAUGACAGAGUCUUUAUUGAGAUUUAUUGUUGGCAUUGUUGUCCUUGGUGCCCUGUAUUCAGUGGUGAAAAAAUCAUCAGUACACUUCUUUUCUUAUGUAUUGAAUUUAGAAAAACCGAACAAGAAACAUCCGUCGGUAGAGAUUGGAUACAAAUUUGUUACAUAUUAUGUUUUAGGGUUCGCAAUCAUAUUUUUGGUGCCAUAUAUCCAUUUCCUAUUGGGACUUGGUAGAUCGGCAUAUUUUAAUGAGGUUCAGUAGAUAGUACCAGAAGUCAUGCAUGUACAAUAUUAUCAAAUUUAAAAAAAAAAACACCGGUUGAAACAGGUCAAAGAGAAAUGCUUAUAUGAACUAUUCAUGUAUGUUAAAAUAUUUACGUAGAAAGUAAACAAAUUAACAAAUGAAAGUAUGAACAUAUUAUGGAUUUGUUUACAGUUUGUUUAAAAAACUGAUAAAAUAAAGAUUAAAUGCAGCUUUGAUUUAGGUGUUGGUUUCAUAUCAAUGUUAAGCCCUCUUUCUCUCGCUCCGAUCGAUACCAAUAGAUAUAAGAAGAUGUGGUAUGAGUGCCACUCUCCAUCCAAGUCACAAUUUAUAAAAGUAAACUAUUAUAGGUCAAAGUACGGUCCUCAACGCGGAGUCUUGGCUCACACCGGACAGCAAGCUAUAAAGGGCCCCAAAAAUUACUAGUGUAAAACCAUUCAAAUGGGAAAACCAACGGUCUAAUCUAUAUAAAAAACGAGAAACGAGAAACACUUAUGAACCACAUCAACAAACGACAACUACUGAACAUCAGAUUCCUGACUUAUGACAGGUGCAAACAAUUGCAGCAAGUAGGUUACAUAUUAUAAUUGAUGGAGUUGUUAUUUUUACAAGUUAAGUUUAUUGUUUCCUACAUAUAGAAGUUUAUUUAUAAUAAAUGCUUUUAACAUGC
Molecule: messenger RNA, 2059 nt
Organism: Mytilus californianus (California mussel)
Lineage: Eukaryota; Metazoa; Mollusca; Bivalvia; Mytilida; Mytilidae
Product: sphingosine-1-phosphate phosphatase 2-like
Exons: 3
Coding region: 136-1389 (417 amino acids)
Biological process (GO): sphingosine metabolic process; phospholipid dephosphorylation
Cellular component (GO): endoplasmic reticulum membrane
Molecular function (GO): sphingosine-1-phosphate phosphatase activity
Source: RefSeq, a predicted model, not a curated record